AUGGUAUCUCCCCCUAGAGGCAUUAUUGCCAUUUCUCCUGGGGAUAGGAUAGCUCAAUUGCUUCUUUUAUCUAGCUGUCAUUCUCAAUUUCCUGUAAAAGAUUCAAAAAGAGGGGACAAGGGCUUCGACUCAACAGGGACUUCUAAUGUUUUUUGCUCUUUGGAUCUUGAUACCCGAUCUUUAUUAAAGCUUUCUAUUGAAGGAAAGUCCAUGUCUGGCCUCCUAGAUACAGGUGCUGAUCGUAGUAUCAUCAGUACCAAGGAUUGGCCCGCUGGUUGGCCCAGGCAAAAGUCAGAGCAGACUUUAAGAGGACUGGGAUAUGCUCAAAUGCCAGAAAUGAGCUCUCACCUCCUACAUUGGAGGGAUGGAGAGGGACAUUCUGGCCAGUUUCACCCAUAUGUAUUGGCAGUUCCAAUGUCUUUAUGGGGUCAUGAUCUGCUGAAGGAGAUGGGCUUUAUUUUAACUAAUGAAGGAAGCUACAGCACCAAGGCCCGGGAUAUCAUGUUGGAUAUGGGCUAUGUCCCCAGAAAAGGGCUAGGUUGCUCUUUACAAGGAAGAGGCUCCCCAGUGCUGGUCCACAGAAAGAAUGAUCGUGCUGGGUUGGGUUUUUCCUUGGGGCACUGA
Molecule: messenger RNA, 624 nt
Organism: Mus caroli (Ryukyu mouse)
Lineage: Eukaryota; Metazoa; Chordata; Mammalia; Rodentia; Muridae
Product: endogenous retrovirus group K member 6 Pro protein-like
Biological process (GO): proteolysis
Molecular function (GO): nucleic acid binding; aspartic-type endopeptidase activity
Source: RefSeq, a predicted model, not a curated record